AGCGACGAUUUCCUUCUCUCCUGACUUCCUGUGAUCUUUUGUUCUUCGUUUUUGUUUCCUGCGAUCGAAAUUUCUUGAAUUUUCCUUCGUCUGACGUUCAAAGUCUCAAAGGGGGUUCCUCCAGUCAUGUUCAAAUCCUUCUGGGGUUCUCAGGAGCAACAAUCUCAGCCACAUCCACAAGAGGCUUCUACACAGGCUUGGUACCCUUCUUCAUUGGUUGGCUCGCCAAAUUCAUCACGACCAUCCACACCAAAUAGCAGCUUUACUGGUUCUAGUGUACAAAGGCCUUCAGACCGGCCACAGUCUCCGUCACAUAUGCAGCUUUCUCCUGCUGAAGCUGCGGGUAUGAUUAAUCUGUUAAAGGACAAAAGUGUUGACGAGUUGCGGAAGCUUUUGUCGGAUAAAGAUGCAUACAACCAGUUCUUGCUCUCCCUUGAUCAAGUGAGGACACAGAAUAAUCUACGGGAUGAACUACGGAGGGAAACUUUGCAGCUUACAAGGGAAAACUUGGAGAAGCAACCACGCAUCUUGGAACUUACAAACCAGUGCCGAAUUAUUCGGACAACAGAGUUAGCUACCGCCAAGGAGAAACUGAAUGAUCUGGAGAGACAAAAAGAAGAAACCCUUAGGUAUUCACCCUCAAUGCUGCUCCAUAGGCUUCAAGAUGCGACGAACAAGGCUGAAGAGGAAUCUGAUACUCUUCACCGGCAAUUACUUGAGAGAGAGAUUGAUAUGGGUGUUUUUGUACAGAAGUACAAGAGGCUACGCAGUACUUAUCAUAGACGAGUGCUCACCCAUCUUGCAGCCAAGACAUCCUCUGUGUGAGUGUUCAUCUAUGUAUGUAUAAAAGAGGGUUUCUUGAAUAGUGUCAAAUAGUUUGCUUGCUGUUGGACUGUGGAACUCUGUGGUGUAUUCAUUUUACUUUGCUGAUGUUUGAAACACAUUAUUGUUCCACAAUCAAGUGCCUUGAAAACCCCAUCUCGCUCA
Telopea speciosissima is the source of this 987-nucleotide messenger RNA. RefSeq names its product vacuolar protein-sorting-associated protein 37 homolog 1-like. Gene Ontology annotation, cellular component: ESCRT I complex. Gene Ontology annotation, biological process: ubiquitin-dependent protein catabolic process via the multivesicular body sorting pathway; protein targeting to vacuole; protein targeting to membrane. The coding region runs from base 127 to 825 and encodes 232 amino acids. The record is from RefSeq and is a predicted model, not a curated record. The transcript has 7 exons. NCBI's taxonomy places the organism in Eukaryota, Viridiplantae, Streptophyta, Magnoliopsida, Proteales, Proteaceae.